Diospyros lotus (date-plum) is the source of this 1146-nucleotide messenger RNA. RefSeq lists its product as uncharacterized. The record is from RefSeq and is a predicted model, not a curated record. NCBI's taxonomy places the organism in Eukaryota, Viridiplantae, Streptophyta, Magnoliopsida, Ericales, Ebenaceae. The coding region runs from base 1 to 882 and encodes 293 amino acids. The transcript has 2 exons.
AUGAAGACUCUCUUCAUAUCUCAAGACCUUUGGGAUUUCGUAGAGAGUGGGUACCAUGACAAGGACAAAGAUGAAGGUCGGCUGAAAGAAAACAAGAAAAAGGAUUCCAAGGCGUUAUUUUUCAUUCAACAAGCAGUUCAUGAGACUGUCUUCUCAAAAAUUGCAGCAGCAACUACGGCAAGGGAGGCUUGGACUAUAUUGCAGCAGUCCUUUCAAGGCUCCAAAAAGGUACUUACUGUGAAACUUCAAUCACUUCGCCGUGAUUUUGAGACUUUAAAUAUGAAAAGUGGGGAAUCAGUGCAAGAUUUCCUUUUUAGAGUAUCUGCUAUUAUCAACCAAAUGAAAACCUAUGGAGAGGAAAUUACUGAUGCAACUGUAGUUGCAAAAGUAUUGAGGAGUUUAACUCCAAAAUUUGAUCAUGUUGUUGCUGCCAUUGAAGAGUCAAAAGAUUUGUCUACUUUCUCUCUUGAUGAAUUGAUGGGAUCUUUACAAGCUCAUGAAGCAAGGAUCAAUAGGUCAACAGAAAAGAGUGAGGAAAAAGCAUUUCAAGUGAAGGGGGAGUCUAUUCAGAAGGAAAAGAUGGAAAAAACUCCAAGUCGUGGUCGUGGCAGAGGUGGUUUUCGUGGAAGAGGUAAUGGUAGGGGCCAAGGAAGAGGUCGAGGAAGAGAAGCUUCCAAUGAAGAAAGGCAGAAUAGGACCUUUCAAUGUCACUACUACAAGAAACCUGGUCACAAAAAAGCUUAUUGCUGGCAAAAGCAGAAGGAUGAGAAUAAUCAAGCUAGUUUUGCAGAGAAAGCAGAGGAAGAAAUGGUUGUUCCAAUCAUAUGUCUGGGACAAGGUCAUUAUUUAAGGAGCUUGAUGAAUCCAGAAAAUCAGAGGUGACACUAGGAGACAACAAGAAGAUUCAGGUUGAAGGCAAAGGUACCGUUAGCAUUUCAACCAGUCAAGGUAAUGCCAAGAUUUUACAAGAUGUGUUGCUUGUCCCUAGUUUAUCUCAUAAUUUACUUAGCAUUGGGCAAUUAAUGACUAGUGGAUAUUCAAUUUUGUUUGAUGAUGGGUGUUGUGAUAUUAGAGAUAAAAAAACUGGGCAAAUCAUUACUAAAGUUCCAAUGGCUAACAAUAAAAUGUUUCCAUUAGAAGUUUCAA